Anguilla rostrata (American eel) is the source of this 6285-nucleotide messenger RNA. It is a transcript of the gene col20a1, whose product is annotated as collagen alpha-1(XX) chain. Gene Ontology annotation, molecular function: protein binding. The record is from RefSeq and is a predicted model, not a curated record. The transcript is spliced from 42 exons. The coding region runs from base 177 to 4874 and encodes 1565 amino acids. Lineage: Eukaryota; Metazoa; Chordata; Actinopteri; Anguilliformes; Anguillidae.
AGAGCGAUCAAAUAUCACAGCCCAUUCCAUUGAACUGCACUUGACGGGUUUUCUGAGAGACAGAGUGGAACUCGAGUGUUGACAUCAGCCUUGGAAUGCACAAUUCUCACCCUGGCGCAAGGGAAAUAACCUGGACAUAAACGCGCGACCUCGGGUCCAUUGUUCCAGUUUUCCCAAUGCCUCCCUGCUGCUCUCCCCCCUUUCUUCUAGCGCUGCUGCUGCCUGGUCUGGGUACUCUCCUCUUUCUGGUCUCAGGGGUCCACAGUCAAGGGAAACUCAAGCUCACCGUGUUGUCCGAAGAUCGCCUACAAAUGAAAUGGAAGGAGGCAGAGAGUCCAGUGCAGGGGUACAAGGUUCGAGUCAGGCCUAUUUCAGAGGAGCCCCAGCCAGAGCUGAUGCUGACAACCACACGCAGUCGGGCCACAGUGGCAGGGCUGGACUCCAAGCAGGAGUAUGCUCUGCAGAUCCUGAUGCUCAACGGGACACAGGAAAAACUCAUCGCCAAGAGACGCUUCACCAUUGACAGUCUGCGGGAGGAGUGGCUGAACCGCAGCGGCAGUCGAGAGCAGCGAAGAAAGGUGCUGGCCGGGGGGUCGGGGUCCGGUGACACCGACGACGUGACCGAGGCUCUUAUAGCUGCUCCCACUGUGCUGUACCAGGGCCACACAGAAACCACUGUGUCCCCUGACAAAGAUUUUGAAGCAGAGAAGGAGUCCCAUGAGAAGAAAAAGAGAAACAAGGAUCACGCUAAAACAGGCAAUAAAGAGGAAGCUAGAACCGCACGUGAAAAAUCCGAAGACAAAGGCUCCAGCAGGGGCAAACCCAAGAAAACAGCCCCUACUCAACCAGUCACAGGUGUGUCGGCACGUAAAGCGUUUGAGUGCGACUCGACUGCGGCGGCUGACAUGGUCUUACUGGUUGAUGGGUCCUGGAGUAUCGGCCGUACCAAUUUCAAACGGGUCCGAGAUUUCCUGGAAGGCCUGGUCACGCCCUUCAACAUUGGUAGCAACAGGGUACAAAUAGCCCUGUCCCAGUACAGUGGAGACCCCCGCACUGAGUGGCAGCUCAAUAAUUUCACCUCCCGUGACCAGCUUCUGGAGGCUGUCAGGAAUUUCAGAUACAAAGGAGGGAACACCUUCACAGGUCAGGCUUUGAUGCACGUGUUGGAACAGAACCUAAAGGAGGAGUCGGGAGCACGGCCGGACACCCCCCGCUUUCUGAUCCUCCUCACCGACGGGAAGUCCCAGGAUGACGCCAUUGCUGCCGCUAACAAGCUGAAGAACGCGGGAGUGGAGCUCAUCGCUGUGGGAGUGAAGAACGCAGACGAGGCGGAGCUGCGGCAGGUCGCCUCUGAGCCCCUGGAGCUUAACGUCUACAACGUGAACGACUUCCCCCUGCUGAGCAAGCUGGUGGGACGGCUUGUGCGAAUCCUCUGUGGGAAGAUCAAUGACCGCAGCAAGGCCAAGAGAAUGGAGAACCCAACCCCUGACCCAGUGCCGUCCUACCCAAGCCCCACUGGCUUCAGCUUCUCUGAGCUGGGCUCCAAGGAGGUCCGUCUGAGCUGGACAGCCCCGCCCCGACGUGUGGUCAUGUACAGAGUGGUGUACCACAGCAGUGAGGGUCAGAAGCCCCAGGAGGUGGUGGCAAAUGGCACAGUCUCAAGCAUCAUGCUGAAGGGUCUGUCCUCACAGACUGAGUACCACCUGUCCAUCUUCCCCGUGUAUAAGGACAACGUGGGGCCCGCCCUGAGGGGCACCAUCACCACGCUUCCACUGGCCACGCCCGAGGUCCUGGAGGUUACGCCCUUGUCCCUCGGAAGUCUGCGGGUGCGUUGGGGGCCCGUGCCGGGGGCCACGCAGUACAUGGUGCUCUACUCGGCCCUCAGCCAUGGGGAACCUGAGGAUGCCAAAGAGGUGAAGUUUCCAGCAGAUGAAACAGACAUUGAGCUUGAGGGUCUGAUGCCUGAGACGGACUACUCAGUGACGCUGUAUGCCCUGUACGAUGAGGACUCCAGCGAUCCCAUCACAGCCGUCGCAACAACGUACCCCUUGCCUCCCCCUGUCAGCCUACAGUUCCCCCUGGUCAGCCACAGUAUGGUGAGGGUCAGCUGGGUGCCAGGAUCGGUGGAUGUCCCUGGACAUCAGGUCACCUACAGCACUAACCAUGGCAGUGACGUCAAGCAGGUAGAGGUCACAGGUGCGAACUCUGUGCUGCUGCAGAGCUUGUCAUCCCUGUCCAAGUACCUGGUGUCUGUGCGCUCAAAGUAUGAGCAGGGCGUGUCCACCCCCCUCACAGCCAACAUUACCACACUGAGGGUGCCCGCACCCUCGGAUCUACGGGUAACCAACUUCUCAGGAAGUGACAUCUCAGUACGCUGGCACUCCGCAGCCGAUGACGUGGUGUCCUAUCUGAUUAAGUGGAUAUCUCUCAACGGGGGUGAGCUCAGCCAGCUCACAGUGGGCGGGGACAGUGAGGGAGCCAUACUGGAGGGAGUGGAGGACGAUAAGGAGUACCAGAUCUCCCUGUCCGCUCUGUACGCAGACGGAGCGAGGAGCGAAGCUGUGGCCACUCGGUAUAGCACCUCGUCCGGGGGCGGGCCCACCAGCAUGACCAUCUCCGAGGAGACAGCAGUGAGCCUGUUGGUCAGCUGGCUGCCACCCAAUGCCCAUGUACUGCAGUACCACGUGUCCUACACCGCGCUGAACAGAGAGGGACAAGAACACACUGUGCUGGUGCCAGGCAGUGAGAGGCACGUGCGACUGCAGCCCUUACUUCCUGACACACGAUACAGCGUCCUCGUCACCGCUGAGUACAGGAGCCGAGAGGGAGGCAGCGCCUCUGCACAGGGAAAAACCACUAGCCUACGCGUGAGCAGCGUUAGUGUGGUCCGAUCUGAUCACUCCAGCCUCUGUGUGUCCUGGAGGACCCUCUCAGCAGUCACUGGGUACCGUAUAGUCAUUCAGUCCAUCAAAGACAAACGGACCAAGCAGAAGGUGGUGGAUGCCUCCAGCAACAGUCACUGUUUCUCUGACCUCCAGCCAGAGACAGUGUAUCGUAUCAGUGUGCACUCACGCCUUGGAACAGCAGAGGGCACUGCUGUCACCAUCCUCCACUCGACAGCCUCAGCUCCAGACAAAGCCCCACAUCAACCCCGACUACGUUUGACACACAAUGAAGUGUGUCCUGAGGUGACCAUCAGAAACACGGUGGUUAAAGGGUUCGACAUGAUGGAAGCAUUUGGGCUGACCCAGGCAGCUCACUCCUCUGUGGAGGGGGUGGCAGCAGCGCCCUUUGUCUUCAGUAGUCUUCCCAGCUACACCUUGUACAGGGACGUCCAGCUCACCCAGAACACAAAUUUCGUCCACCCCGCAGGCAUCGCUCCAGAGCACACCAUCAGUGUGGUGUUCCGUGUUCUGCAGGACACCCCGCGGGAUCCCUUCGCCCUCUGGCAGCUCACUGACAACGACUUCCAGCCAAAAAUGGGGGUGGUGCUGGACCCCACAAGGAAGCUGUUGCUGUACUUCAGUCUGGAUUACAGAGAGGAGGUCCAAGAGCUGACCUUUGACCAGCCUCAAGUGCAGAAGCUAUUCUAUGGCAGCUUUCACAAGGUGCACCUGUCUGUGAGCCAGGUGAGUGUCUCCCUGUCAGUGGACUGCCAACGUGUGGCUGAGAGACCUGCCCGGCCCCUGGGUACCCUUCCCACUGAUGGCUUUGAAAUGUUGGGCAAGCUGGUCAAGACCCGUGGGCCACACAGCGGCUCUGCCUCGUUUCAGCUACAGUCAUUUGAGAUUGUGUGCAACAAUACUUGGGCCACAGAGGACACCUGCUGUGACAUCCCUGCACAGAGAGAUGAAGAGAGCUGUCCAGCCCCAGUCUAUGCCUGCACCUGUACCUCCGAUGUUCCCGGAGCCCCUGGCCCUACAGGCUCUCCAGGAAAACCAGGUCCUCGGGGUGAGAAAGGAGAGAGAGGGGAGCAGGGCCAAAAGGGAGAAAUGGGUCCGUCAGGAAAGAUAGGACCAGAUGGUACCCUGGGCCCCCUGGGGUCACGUGGCCCUCGAGGGAUGACAGUGCAAGGGCGAACGGGCCCUCCAGGUGAAAGAGGGGAGAAAGGUGACAAGGGAAAGCCUGGGAACCAGGGGUUGCCAGGUCCGCCUGGUCCACAAGGCAGAGAAGGGAACCCAGGACCCAAGGGAAUGCGAGGUGUUGAGGGAAACACAGGCACUCCGGGAACAACCGGACUCAGGGGGUUCCAGGGGAUGCCAGGUUUGCCAGGCCCUGAGGGAGAAAGGGGGCCCCUGGGAUCAGUGGGGCCAACAGGUCUUCCUGGGAACAAGGGUGAGAGGGGGGAGAAGGGGGAACCGCAGUCCCUUGCCACAGUCUACCAGCUUGUUACUGAGGCCUGCGAGCAAUUGGUGCACAGUGAGGUCCUGAAGCUGGACUCCUUCCUGGAUGAGAUGAGUCGCAAGCCUGCGCCCCUGGAGGAGCCAGUGGGGCCCCCAGGAGAGCCCGGGAUACCUGGGCCCAAAGGGCCCCCGGGGCAGAGAGGUGCCCAAGGAAGGCAGGGUACUCGAGGGAAACCAGGGAAGCCGGGUUACCCUGGAGAACAGGGACGUAGCGGGCUUGCAGGUGAGAAAGGCAGUCCUGGCACCAAUGCAAAGGGGCCAUAUGGAGCCAAAGGAUUUGCAGGUCCCCCAGGGGAGUCCAGACUGGGGAAGCCAGGGCCACGGGGUGACAAUGGAAAGCCAGGGGCCCCUGGACUCGCAGGGGCUGUUGGACAGCCUGGGGAGAUGGGGCCCCCCGGGGCAUGUGACAACAGUGGCUGUCAGAGAGGACGGGAUCCAGCAGAGGAUCCGUAUUUUGGUUACCGGCCCUGAGCACCAACAGACAGCUCCAUGUCUUUUUCCAGGUCCUGUCCAGUUCCUGUGAGUUUAUUUUUUUUCAGUUUAUGUUUUUUUCAGCACCCCCUUGGUUUGGAUAGAGUGCAUAGCUGGAGCUGUAACACUGACACUGGCUGCAAAAGAGCUCUUUCCAACAAACGUCUGUUGACUGUUUGAGAAUGUACCAUAGCUACACUACUCAACUACAGCAAGCACAGCUGGGAACAGAACUUUGGAUCAAAUAAGAACCUUUGGGACCCACCGCCUCUCACAGGAGAUACCAAAGAAGCCAAUGCCAGCAGAGCUGUUUAACUUGUCUGGAAAAUAUCUCUUUUCUUACUUUGUGAAUGGAAUAGCUCCUCUUCUUCAACAUCAGAACAAUCAAAACCAAGCCAGAACUGCUAUUUGUGCUUGAAAACCACAUUUUCAUGAAGGUGGCCAGUUACAUUUACUCAAUACAUUUUUGUUUUUUUCAUUUGUAUAUAUUUUAAAUGGGAAUUUUUCAUCCAGAUAUAAAAAAAAUUAUAUAUUUUUGUUUGAAUCAAAAACAGCAGAAUGCUUGUGGUUUUGCUGAUGAAUAUUACAACUUCUGCACUGAAAUGUUGUUUUGUCACUCACGUGUUUUUUCUUUUUUGUAUUUAUUCACUGUAACAUGUUUCACUGUAACUUCAAGCAUUUCUGUACUUUGUUAAAAGCAUGACUGCCAAUAUAGAAGUUCCUUUAACUCCCUCAAGUUAAUUUCAAAUCCAAAAAUUUCCUCAUUUUAAUGAAAUGCUUGUUUCAUAACAUGAUUAUACUGUGAUAUUAUGAAUAUUUUAAAUAUGUCUUCACUUGCCUAUGCAUACAUACAUAUAAAUGAUGUUUAUGAAUAUGUAUUUGAAUAUAUUUGUUGGCCUAUAUGAUGAAUUGUUGAAUGGCAGAAUGACUUUUUUCAGUCCUGUACUGUCCUGUAAUUGUUUUUUCAGUGUGCAGAACUAUGAAAGAGAGAGAGAGAGAGAGAGAGAGAGAGAGAGAGAGAGAUUACACACACCUUUUUCCUUCAACAAACAUAACAACAUAGGCAAUAACACAAUAAUACAGAGGGGAGACAAAAUAUCAAAGCAUCAUGUGGUUCAUCUUCAUAUAACAUGAAAUUUCCCACAAUAUAAAAAAAAAGUAUUUCUGUGUGUGUGUGUGUGUGUAUGUGUGUGUGUGUGUGUACAGUAACCUGCUCAAUGGUAAAGGUAUGGGGUAUGUACCCACCACCUGAUAGCAUACCAACCAAAAAGAUCAAAUUUCCUGCAAGUUGCACAAAACCCCAGAAUUCUGUUCAAAGCUUAUGCAAUUAUCCCAAACUCAGGUUCAGUGCGCCCUAUUGAUCUGGGAAAAAAGAAAAAAUAGGUUAAAUAAAUGUAUGUUUUAAAAUGAA